Molecule: messenger RNA, 2631 nt
Organism: Rotaria socialis
Lineage: Eukaryota; Metazoa; Rotifera; Eurotatoria; Philodinida; Philodinidae
Source: the annotation of a GenBank genome assembly
AUGCAUUACUAUUUCUAUUUACUUCUUAUUCCAAUUAUUUAUGCAAACGAUUGUGAAGAAAUUUGUAAUAUAACAUUAAGUGUUAUGGAAAAUACACCAACAGAGCGAUUACAAUGGAAUUUAAUGGAUUUAAUUUAUAAUCGAACAUUAUCGUUUGAAAAUUUUCAAUUUUCAUUAUCAAAUCCAUCAGAUUAUUUCGAAAUUGAAUCAAAAAUUUUAAAAUUUCGUUUAACAGAAUUAGAUCGUGAGACAAUUUGUAAGAAAAGUUUCUUAAAUGAUGAAUGUUCGUUACAAUUACAAAUAUUUACGCAAACAUCGUUUUUAAUUAUAUUUAAAAUGAUUAUCUUAGAUGAGAAUGAUUGGAAACCUUUCUUUAAUCAAGACUAUAUUCAUUUAAAUAUACGAGAAAAUCUGUCAACUUAUCAUCGGAUUCAAUUACCUAGCGCCUACGAUGACGAUUCGAUCCAGUAUGAUAUUGAUUAUUAUGAAAUUUUUAAUAAUACCGAUGAAAUAGAAAAUAUAUUUCAAUUAGAAAGAUCUCAUGAUGAAUUAAAAUUAAAAUUAUUAAAAAAAUUAAAUUGUGAAUUGAAAAAUAAUUAUCAGUUAUAUAUUAUUGCCAUAGACAAAGGUGGUUUGAAAUCUAAUAUUCUACAUGUUAAUAUUACUGUAGGAGAUUUAAACGAAUAUCAACCACGUUUUAGUCAACGAUUUUAUCAUAAACGUAUACCAGAAAAUAUUCCGAUAACAAAUUCUUCGUCAUCUUCAAUACUUCAAAUAAUUGCAACAGACGAUGAUUGUUCUGAUGAAACAAUUCUUUAUUCGAUUCAGAAUAAUGAUAUUCCCAAAGAUUUAUUUCCAUUUGAAAUAGACAAAUAUACUGGUUUAAUUCGAGUUAAACAACAACUUGAUUAUGAAACAAUGCAAACAUAUCGUUUUCGUGUUCGAGCAUCAAAUCUCGAUGGAAUAACAUCGAGCAUGGUACCGAUUAUCAUUGAUAUAUUAGAUAUCAAUGAUAAUCGUCCAUCAAUACAAAUAAAUAUUCUUAAUGAAUAUAAAUUCAAGGAAAACAAUGAUAAUUUUUUCAUUCAUAUCAAUGAAAAUAUUCGUUUAGGACAAGUGAUCGGUACUAUUUUAAUACGUGACGUAGAUUCAACAAUGACUAAUCAUCAUUUAUCAUUAAAAAUUCUUUCAUGUUUACCAUCGACACUAUCGUGUCCGAUUGAAUUAGAUUCCGGAAUGAAAAAUAGUUCACUUAGUUCAACUACUUAUCUCAUACGAACAUCGAGACUAUUGGAUAGAGAAAUAGGUGAUGAAAAUUUUAUGAUCAUGCUUGAAGCAAGAGAUUAUGGAAAUCCAUCAUUGAAUAGUCAACGUCAUUUUGUAGUGAAUAUCGAUGAUGAAAAUGAUUGUGCACCAAAAUUCACACAAUUAAAUUAUCAAUUUCGAUUACCUAAUCUAUCGCCAAGUGGCUUUUUUAUUGGUCAAGUUCAUGCUUAUGAUAAUGAUUAUUCACCAAACUUUCGUCUCGUUAAAUAUCAAUUUUUAGAAGAUGAUUUUCAGGAUAUCAUUAAUAUUGAUGUUAAUAAUGGAAGUCUAUUUUUAGUCACUCCAUUAUUAACAGAGAUGACACUUAAUAUAACUGUCAGGGCUACUGAUCAACUUAAUAAUUCAUUAUAUGACCAAGCUAAUAUUCAGAUCCAACUGCUUGAUGGAACAAAAUGUUUACCGAUAUUUCGCCAAGCAGUCUAUGUGUUUAAUACAACUGAACAUCAAAUAAUACCUUAUGAAAUAGGCCGAGUUAAUAUUGAUAGCUGCCUUAUGGCAUCAAUAACAAUUAAUUAUCAUCUGGCCAAUGAAAAUUUAUUAUCAACAUUUCCAUUUUCAAUGGAUACUCAUACUGGUAUUAUAAAAGUUAUUCGUGAAUUAGACCGAGAAAUCAGAUCAUUCUAUAAAUUUCGCAUUCGUUCAUUUCAUUCGAAAACUCAAGAAUCAAGUGAAGCAGAAAUUCAUAUAAAUAUUCUUGAUGAUAAUGAUCAUUAUCCUGUAUUUGAUCAUGUACAUGAAGAAUAUGUUUAUAUAUCGACACAUCAUCAACAAACUAAUAGAAUAUUUAUUUCACAUAUUCAUGCUACAGAUGCUGACGUAGACUUAAAUGGUGUUGUUAAUUAUUAUUUUACAAAUAAGAACCAUUAUGAACAUUUUCAUUUAUAUCCGAAUGGUUCUAUUGUCUUAUAUAAUCUAAAUGAUAUUCAUUUACCAAUUCGUCUUGAAAUCUACGCACGUGAUCAAGGUUAUCCAAGACCAUUAAACUCCAAAGAAAGCAUUUUUAUUUAUGUAUGUGAUAUAUUUAAACGAAAUGAAUGUCCAAAAAAUCAAUUACCAAAUAAGUUGAGAAAAAAUGUUUAUAUUGGUUCAUUGUUCAUAAUGAUAUCUAUUGUUUUCACUUUAUUUAUUUUAAUCGUAUGCGUUCUGUGGAAUUUAUUUCUUAAAAAAAACUUUAAAAAAGAAGAAAAGAAUAAUUCCUGUAGUUAUCAAAUUGAAGCAAGAAAAAAUUUAAUUAUUUCCGACAGUCUUCGUGAUCUAUCACCAAUAAUUCGUGGAAAUCGUCGUUUGAAAUGUGUUGUGGUAUAA